Messenger RNA from Amphiprion ocellaris (clown anemonefish), 812 nucleotides. RefSeq lists its product as uncharacterized. Lineage: Eukaryota; Metazoa; Chordata; Actinopteri; Pomacentridae. The coding region runs from base 1 to 681 and encodes 226 amino acids. The record is from RefSeq and is a predicted model, not a curated record. Gene Ontology annotation, biological process: response to bacterium. The transcript has 6 exons.
AUGAGGGGCUUCACCUCCUUUACAGUUUUACUUCUCUGCAGUCACAGCUGGAUGUCUGAGUCUCACACUGUGGAGUCUGGUGAUGAAGUCACACUGAUGUGCUCCAACAUUUCCACCAGUCCAACUCUGGCAGAGUGGUUCAGAGUGGUCAACAGAACUAAGCCCAGCUGCAUCUCCGCUAUGUACGGUGCUAACGGCACACCUUCAUUCUGUGACGGAUUUCAAAUGGGAAAAUAUGAAAUGACUUCCAACAUCACUACUGUCUUUCUGAAGAUCAAGCAAGUGGAUAUAUCUGACGCCGGGCUGUAUUUCUGUGGAUUUUACAGAAAACAUACGGUUAUUGCCAAUUCAACUGAGCUGAGCAUUCAAGGAAAUGAUGAAUCCGAUGACGAAGGGGAUUUAAAGACUGCCGACAAACCUGACACAAUCGCAUACCUAAUGAGCAUGAUCCUUGGUGGUUUGACUGUUUUGCUCACUAUAGUAGUCCUUGUACAGGCUGUAAAAAUCUGGAAACUCCAAAAAGCUGUGAAUGGAGAAUCACAAACAGAAAAAAGCGAGAAUCUGAGGUCAGAUGAUGGGAACUACGCAGCUGUAACUUUCCAGACAAGAUUGAAAAGACACCACGGGCCUGCAGCAAAGAGAGAAAUGGAGACACAUGUUGUUUAUGCUGCCACCAGAUAAACUCAGGAGGCUCCUGGAACUGCAAAUCAGAGUUCAACUCAUGCCUUAUCAUAUUCACCUGCUGAUGUAUUUUCUGUGUGUGUGUAGCAAACAAAACAAGCCCUAGCAAAAAAUAAAGCUUCUGUAUUCAG